GUUAUUGCCAUUCAUCCGAAUAAGAAGAUUAAAGCCAACUCUCCAGCUGUGUGACGAAACCUGCUCCUCCAGCAGCGGUACUUCCUCGGCUUGCCACAACAACCUCAGACUUUCGGUCAAGGGCGACAACAAACGGAUAGCAAUCUAAAAGGCGUCUUUUGAAUGCUUUCCGCGUUUUAACCUUAUUAGAACAUCAGCCGUGUCAACUCAGAGCCUUGCUAGCUUUGCUAGCGUUAGCUUCACAACAGGAAGCUACCUAACACUUCUUAGGUGUUGAUUUUGCUUCUUUUUCCUCAAGCCAACUUAUGACAAAGUCAUCUUUUUGGGUUUGAAUAAACUCAAUUCUGCCGGUGGCCGCAUGUGUGGGUUUUGAAGAAAUUGGAUGUCGCCUUUUGUAUCUACCUUUUAAAUUUUGUCGACUGGAGCUAUAUUUAAAUGGCCACCGCGGCACCCACUCCUCCGACGGCUGCCUCCACCGGAGCUACCGAGAACGCUAGUCACGGAUCCAGCAGCUCGAACGCGGCCGACGGAGGCAACCAGGACAGCACUUUUGAGUGUAACAUUUGUCUGGACACCGCCAAGGAUGCUGUGAUCAGCCUGUGUGGACACCUCUUCUGCUGGCCUUGUUUGCACCAGUGGUUAGAGACGCGACCCAGCAGACAAGUGUGUCCAGUUUGCAAAGCCGGCAUAAGCAGGGAUAAGGUCAUCCCCUUAUAUGGGCGAGGAAGUACGGGUCAGCAGGACCCCAGAGAAAAAACACCCCCACGACCACAGGGACAAAGGCCUGAGCCAGAAAAUCGAGGUGGUUUCCAGGGAUUCGGUUUUGGAGACGGAGGUUUUCAGAUGUCCUUUGGAAUCGGUGCCUUUCCCUUUGGUAUUUUUGCCACAGCAUUUAACAUAAACGAUGGCAGACCUCCUCCAGCUGCCCCGGGGACACCACAGCACAUGGACGAACAGUUCCUGUCUCGACUCUUCCUCCUAGUGGCAGUGGUUAUCAUGUUUUGGCUCCUCAUAGCAUGAACACUCGUAAGGAGUCCCUCAAAAGGAUUUCACAGACAAUACUGCCCCCCCCUCCCUCUCUUCAUAGAAAGACACCUGCAAUUGAGAUUGAUUUUAAAUGAAAUGGCUUUAUGUUAAUCUCAGCCAUCAAAAUGAAUACACACAAGAAAUUCCUUGUGUGUUGAUGGAUGCGUUAUGAUUUGACAAAGUUGUAUUAUUAUUGUUAUAAUAAUAAUAAUUGUGGAAUGGUCCAUCCAGUGAAUGCCUAAAAUGUACCGGAAUCUUGAAACCAAACCUGUUUUAUGCAGGGAAAAAAAUGGAGUUCAGCCAUAAGCCACACAUCACUGUUGUAAUGAAUGAAGAAUCUUAACUUUUUCUUUGAGCCAUUAAUAUUUACAGCACAUACAUUGAUUCAACUAUUGGGUCUUGUUUCUUCUUCAGAUGCAAUUUAAAAAAAUUAAACCUGUUGAUUAUAAGUCACUUUAAUUUGAAGUGCAGAAAAAAUUAAACCUAUCUGGAGAUGC
Messenger RNA from Doryrhamphus excisus (bluestripe pipefish), 1523 nucleotides. RefSeq names its product ring finger protein 185 (gene rnf185). Gene Ontology annotation, molecular function: metal ion binding; ubiquitin protein ligase activity. NCBI's taxonomy places the organism in Eukaryota, Metazoa, Chordata, Actinopteri, Syngnathiformes, Syngnathidae. The record is from RefSeq and is a predicted model, not a curated record. Gene Ontology annotation, cellular component: endoplasmic reticulum. Gene Ontology annotation, biological process: ubiquitin-dependent protein catabolic process.